AGCAUACAUGGUUUUCUGACAUGGAUUUUUCAACUUUCUACAAUGUAACAACAAUUCUUACCUUCCUUUCAAUAUUUCAUUGAUUGAUUUCACCUUACCAUUUUCAAGUGAAAGCUUACCUAUGCUUGAAAGUGAAAGCUUACAUAAUUACUACUCACUCAACUCAAAACCAAACCAAACUUUACCAAAUUUUCCACCUCAAAAUCAUGACAACACUACCAAACUUGAUCCUAAAACCACAUCUGCUAAACUUAAACAUUAAAGGUUAAGAAUAAAGGUCCCCUUCAUUUCAAGAAUCUUUCUUUUGCUUUUCCUUGUGUCACAAAACCACACCUUCUCUUUAAUAAAGACAUUUUUCAAGGAACAAAAAAAAUAAAUGGAUCAAAGAAAAAUUAACAAGUCAUUUAUGAGUGAGAAUCAUGAAAUGACAGAAGAAAACAGCGUUUUUUUUCUGCAUGUGCUUGAAGGCUUCAAGUUUGAGAGGAUUUCAAUGGUUUUUUAGGAUAUAACAAACAAAAAAAAACACUAUGGCUUCUGUGUUUCUUGUGUUGGUAACUUUUUUACUCUCUUUAAACUAUUCGCAGCAACUUCAAUCUUCAAACUCUCAAACCCUUUUGAGAAUUCAACAGCUUUUGAACUUUCCUUCUUCUUUAAGAAGUUGGAAAAACUCCACAGAUUUUUGCAACACAGAUUCAAACUCUUCACUCACUGUUGUAUGCUAUGAAGAUACUAUAACUCAACUUCAUAUAAUAGGUGAAGGAAAAUCUCAAACUCUGUCGAAAAAUUUCUCAAUUGAUUCAUUUGUUACUACAUUAGUAAAGCUUCCAAGUCUGAAAGUCCUCACAUUGGUUUCUCUUGGUAUAUGGGGUCCGUUACCGGGUAAAAUCGCUCGUCUUUCGUCGUUGGAAAUAGUUAACAUGAGUUCGAAUCAUCUCUACGGUUCGAUCCCUAUCGAACUUUCAUCGCUUUCGAAUCUUCAAACACUCAUUCUUGACAACAACAUGUUUUCUGGUGUGCUUCCUAUUUGGAUUGACUUGCUUUCGGGCUUAACUGUGUUGAGUUUGAAGAACAAUUUGUUCAAUGGAACGUUGCCGAAUUCGGUUAGUAACUUGGAUAAUUUGAGAGUUCUUUCGCUUUCUCAUAAUAAAUUUUAUGGUGUAGUACCUGAUUUGAGUCACUUGAGAAAUCUUCAAGUACUUGAAUUGGAUGAUAAUGCUUUUGGACCUCAAUUUCCAAAGCUUGGUCACAAAUUGGUUACUAUAGUGCUAAGAAAUAACAUGUUCAGGUCUGGUAUUCCUGCUGAUGUGAGCUCGUAUUAUCAGCUCAGGCGAUUUGAUAUCUCAUCGAAUACAUUUAUCGGGCCAUUUCAAACAGCAUUGUUGUCACUCCCUUCUAUCGCUUACAUCAACAUCUCUCAGAACAAAUUAACCGGAAUGCUUUUCGAGAAUGUUUCCUGCAAUUCCGAGCUUGAAGUUGUUGAUUUAUCGUCGAAUCUCUUGACGGGGAGCUUACCGAAAUGUCUAGUUUCAAAUUCUAGUGAUAGGACUGUUUCGUAUGCUAGAAAUUGUCUCGAGACAACGAAUCAAAAUCAGCAGCCACCGCCUUUUUGCCACACCGAGGCCUUAGCUGUGGGAGUAUUACCUGAAAGAAAGAAGCAGAAGCAAGUAUCAAAGGUAGUUCUUACCCUUGGUAUAGUAGGUGGAACUCUUGGAGGAGUAGCAGUUUUUUUGCUGAUUUUGUUUAUUGUUAGAAGAGGAAAAUCUAGAAGCAAAACGAAGAAGAAUCCUCCAACAAGACUAAUAUCGGAGAAUGCAGCUUCCGGAUACACCUCUAAGUUGCUUUCUGAUGCAAGAUAUAUAUCUCAAACAAAGAAAUUCGGAGCACUUGGCCUGCCAAAUUAUAAGAGUUUUUCAUUGGAAGAGAUCGAGGCAGCUACAAACAACUUCGACACGGCUUCUUUCAUAGGUGAAGAUUCUUAUGGAGAGAUGUACAAAGGUCAGCUGAAGAAUGGAUCCUUUGUUGUUAUUAGAUGUAUCAAAAUGAAAAAAAGAUACAGCACUCAGAACUUCAUGCAGCACAUGGAACUUAUCUCGAAACUUAGGCACUGUCAUUUGGUUAGCGCUCUCGGACACUGCUUCGAAUGUUCUUUAGAAGAUUCAAGUGUUAGCAGAAUAUUUCUCGUAUUUGAAUACAUACCAAAUGGCACACUCAGGAGCUGGACAUCUGACGGGCACACUGGAAAAUCUCUGAAUUGGACGCAACGCAUAGGAGCAGCAAUUGGAGUAGCAAAGGGAAUUCAAUUUUUGCAUACAGGAAUUGUCCCUGGUGUAUAUUCAAACAAACUCAAAAUUGAGGAUGUUUUAUUGGAUCACAAUCUUGUUGCGAAAAUCAGAAGUUAUAACUUGCCUUUGUUAUCUAACAUUGGAAAGGUUCGACGUGGAAACUCUUCCAAUGGAUUCAAACAUUCUAGUAUCAAUAAAAGUGGAAAGCAUGAAGAUAAAUGUGACAUAUAUGACUUUGGAGUAAUAUUACUGGAAAUCAUUCUAGGAAGGACAAUAAAGACAACAAAUGAUGCAGAAGCUUUUAAGGAACUGUUGCAAGCAAGCUUAGGAGCAGACGAGGACGCUCGAAGAAGCAUUGUUGAUCAAGCAAUUCGCAAGGCGUGCUUGGAACAAUCAUUGAAGACAAUGAUGGAGAUAUGUGUGAGGUGUCUUAUUAAAGAACCUGCAGAAAGACCCUCCAUAGAAGAUGUUUUGUGGAAUUUACAGUUUGCUGCUCAAGUACAGGAUGCUUGGAGAGGUGAUUCUCAAAGUAGUGAGGGGUCGCCAGGUUCUCCUCAAAGAACGGCCUUCCGUUAGCGUUAAUCUAGAUAUUUUUCUUCUUUUUCUAAAAUUUGUAUAUUUCACUAUAAAGCUGAAAAGAUCAAUGGCUGCAGAAUUAAGGUUUAUAGUUUGCAGGCUCGGAUUAAUACAGCUUUACAAGUUCUUUCUUCAUGCUGUAACAUCUGUGCACAAAAAAUGUUGAGCUUUAUAAUGAAAAUUAUGUAUAUGUUUAAUGGAA
Molecule: messenger RNA, 3060 nt
Organism: Lathyrus oleraceus (garden pea)
Lineage: Eukaryota; Viridiplantae; Streptophyta; Magnoliopsida; Fabales; Fabaceae
Product: probable inactive leucine-rich repeat receptor-like protein kinase At3g03770
Exons: 8
Coding region: 528-2858 (776 amino acids)
Biological process (GO): protein phosphorylation
Molecular function (GO): protein binding; protein kinase activity; ATP binding
Source: RefSeq, a predicted model, not a curated record